Messenger RNA from Manacus vitellinus (golden-collared manakin), 3999 nucleotides. Its product is annotated as laminin subunit beta-2-like. The transcript is spliced from 26 exons. The annotation marks the transcript as partial. The record is from RefSeq and is a predicted model, not a curated record. NCBI's taxonomy places the organism in Eukaryota, Metazoa, Chordata, Aves, Passeriformes, Pipridae.
GACCUGUUGGUGGGGCGAGCCGCCAGCCUGAGUGCCACCUCCACCUGCGGGCUGCGCCGGCCCCAGCCCUACUGCAUUGUCAGCCACCUCCAGGAGGAGAAAAAGUGCUUCAUCUGCGACUCGCGACGGCCCUAUGACGCCCGCACCAACACCAACAGCCACCGCAUCGAGAACGUGGUCACCAGCUUCGCCCCCCGUCCCAAGAAAGCCUGGUGGCAGUCGGAGAAUGGUGUGGAGCACGUCAGCAUCCAGCUGGACCUGGAGGCCGAGUUCCACUUCACCCACCUCAUCAUGACCUUCAAGACCUUCCGCCCCGCGGCCAUGCUGGUGGAGCGCUCGGCCGACUUUGGGCGCACCUGGAAGGUCUAUCGCUACUUCGCCUACGACUGCGCUGCCUCCUUCCCCCACGUCCCCCAUGUGCCCCCACGCCGCAUCGAUGAUGUCGUCUGUGAGUCCCGCUACUCUGACAUCGAGCCCUCCACUGAGGGAGAGGUGAUCUACCGAGUGCUGGACCCUGCCAUCCCCAUCCGGGACCCCUACAGCCCCUCCAUCCAGAACUUGCUGCGUGUCACCAACCUGCGGGUGAACCUCACCAAGCUGCACACGCUGGGGGACGACCUGCUGGACUCGCGGCGGGAGAUCCGGGAGAAGUACUACUAUGCACUCUACGAGCUGGUGAUGCGUGGGAACUGCUUCUGCUACGGGCAUGCCUCUGAGUGCGCCCCGCUCAGUGGGGCCCCUGCCACCGCCGACGGCAUGGUGCAUGGGCGCUGUGUCUGCAAGCACCACACGCAGGGACUGAACUGCGAGCGCUGCGAGGACUUCUACCACGACCUGCCCUGGCGCCCGGCCGAGGGCUCCAGCACCAACGCCUGUCGCCGCUGCGACUGCAACGAGCACUCACGGCGGUGCCACUUCGACAUGGCCGUGUUCCUGGCCACGGGGAACACCAGCGGGGCCGUGUGUGAUGACUGCCAGCACAACACCAUGGGCCGCCGCUGCCACCUCUGCAAACCCUUCUACUACAAGGACCCCACCAAGGACCUGCGGGACCCCGCAGUGUGCCGAGCCUGUGACUGCGACCCUGAGGGCUCUCUGGACGGUGGGCUGUGCGACGGAGCUGAUGACCCAGCCAGGGGGCUGAUUGCAGGGCAGUGCCGCUGCAAGGAGCAUGUGGCCGGUCCCCGCUGUGACCGCUGCAAACCUGGCUUCUUCAGCCUCAGCACCGAAAACCCACAGGGCUGCCAGCGCUGCCACUGUGACCCCCGUGGCACGGUGGCCGAUGGCAGCCGGUGUGACCCUGUUAGCGGGGAGUGCUUCUGCAAGCGGCUGGUGACGGGGCACAACUGCAACCAGUGCCUGCCCGAGCACUGGGGGCUGAGCCAUGACCUCCAGGGCUGCCGGCCCUGUGACUGCGAUGUGGGAGGUGCCCGCAACAACCUGUGUGCCAUGGAGACAGGGCAGUGCCAGUGUCGCAGCCACGUGAUGGGACGACAGUGUGAACAGGUGGAGCCUGGUUUCUACCGCAUCAAUCUGGACCAUUACACCUACGAGGCUGAGGAUGCUCGGCUGCAUCAGGGUUCGGUGGUGGAGCGUGAACCCCCCACAGACCGCCCAGCUUCAUGGACGGGGACAGGUUUUGCCCGCAUGUUGGAAGGUGGCUGGCUGGAGUUUCAUGUGAGUGACGUGCCUUUCUCCACCGAGUAUGACGUGAUCAUCCGCUAUGAACCCCAGCACCCAGAGGCCUGGCAGGAGGUGAGGCUGAAGGUGCUGCGCCCCAGCCCUGUCUCUGCCAGCAGCCCUUGUGGAAACACCAUCCCAGCCGAUGACCAGCUCUCCACCAGCCUCCCCUCUGGUGCCAGGUAUGUGGUGCUGCCCCAGCCUGUCUGUCUGGAGAAGGGUGUCUCCUACACCAUCCGCCUGGAGCUGGGCUGUGCUGCUGCACGGAAGGAUCCCACUGCCAGUGUGCUUAUUGAUUCGCUGGUGCUCCUGCCCCGUUACUCCUCACUGGAGAUGUUUAUAGCGGGUGAUCCCAGCUCCAUGAAGCACCGAGAGACCUUUGAGCGGUACCGCUGUGCCCAGACAUUCCACGCCGCAGGGCCCUCGCCUGUGGCCGAGCCCUGCUCCAGCCUCCUGCACAGCCUCUCGGCCAUCCUGCAUGACGGGGCGCUGCCCUGCCUCUGCAAUCCUCAGGGCUCGCUCAGUGCUGAGUGCCAGCCCCAGGGUGGGCAAUGCCAGUGCAAACCCAAUGUCAUGGGACGGCGCUGUGACCGCUGCUCCCCAGGAACCUUCAGCUUCGGGCCAGGCGGGUGCCGACGUUGCUCCUGCAACCCCCUGGGCACCGACGCCAGCACCUGUGGGCCCCAGCAGUGCCACUGCGACAGGCACAGUGGGCAGUGCCACUGCUUGCCCAACGUGGAGGGUCAGAGCUGCGACCGCUGCAGUCCCAACUUCUGGAACCUGGCCAGCAGGCAGGGCUGUCAGCCCUGUGCCUGCCACCCCCAGCACGCACUGUCACCUGCCUGCAACCAGUUCACAGGGCAGUGCUCCUGCCGGCCAGGCUUUGGGGGCCGGACUUGCACCGACUGCCAGGAGAACCACUGGGGUGACCCGCGGCAGCAGUGCCGAGCUUGUGACUGCGACCCCCAUGGUGUAGCCAGUGCCCAGUGCCAUCGCAGCAGCGGCCACUGUGACUGCCGGCCUGGCAUCUCUGGAGUCCGCUGUGACCAGUGUGCCCGAGGGUUUUCUGGUACCUUCCCUGCCUGUCAGCCCUGCCACCCCUGCUUCGGGGACUGGGACCGUGUGGUGCAGGACCUGGCUGCCCGUGCCCGGGCGCUGGCAGAGCGGGCCAGCCUCCUGCAGCACACCGGGGCUGCCGGCGCCUUCGAGGGCACCUUCCGACGGCUGGAGGAGAACCUGGCCACCGUGCGUGACGUGGUGGCCACCCGCAAUGCCACUGCCGCUACCGCCGCCCACUUGACACAUGCCACAGAGGGGCUGCGGCGGCAGAUCGAGGAGGCAACGGAGAGGCUGACGCGGUUGGAGGGGGAGCUGACGGCUGCUCAGGACGCCAACUUCAAUGCCAGCCACGUGCUGAACGCCGUGGACCGAGGUGCCCGCUCCCUCAACCACAGCCUGCAGGACCUGGAGCAGCGGCUACAUGCCCUCAAGACCUCCAAUUUCCUCGGUGCCUAUGACAGCAUCCACCAGUUCUUUGGGGAGUCUCGGGACGCCGAGCGCCGGGCAGAUGCCUCCACCCGCGCCGUGCCCAGCCCCAUCAGCACCUCGGCAGCCACCCGUCACCGCACGGAGCAGCUCCUGGCCAGCCACCGGGAUGACUUUAAUCGCUACAACGCAGCCAGUCGGCGGGCACUGAUGGACCUGGCAGAGCGGGCACAGGCGCUGAGCCUGCAGACGCUCAACGAGAAGGUCUGUGGUGUGGUGGGCAAUGUGCCCUGCGCUGAGAGCCCUUGCGGGGGUGCUGGGUGCCAGGAUGAGGAUGGAGGACGACGCUGUGGGGGUCUGAGCUGUGGUGGAGCCGUGUCCAAGGCUGACAGCGCGCUGGACCGGGCACACCAUGCCCAGGAGGAGCUGCGGCAGGCUGGCAGUGACAUGGCCCAGCUCUCCCACAAGGUGGCUGAGGCCAAGGGGAAGGCGGAUGAGGCUCGGAUGAGAGCACAGGCAGCCCUGGACAAGGCGAACCAGACCAGGGCCCGAGUGGAGAGCUCCAACAAGGAGCUGCGGGAGCUAAUCAGCCAUGUCAAGGCCUUCCUGAGCCAGGAGGGGGCUGACCCUGAGAGCAUUGAGGUGGUGGCCAGCCGGGUGCUGGAGCUGUCGCUCCCGGCCGCCCCGGCCCAGAUCCACCGCCUGGCCGAGGAGAUCAAGACACGAGUGCGCAGCCUGGCCAGCGUGGAUGCCAUCCUGGAGCAGACAGCCGGUGAUGUGCGUCGGGCUGGGCAGCUGCUGCAGGAUGCCCAGCGGGCCAGGUCGCGGGCAGAG